Rangifer tarandus platyrhynchus (Svalbard reindeer) is the source of this 633-nucleotide messenger RNA. The record is from the annotation of a GenBank genome assembly. Lineage: Eukaryota; Metazoa; Chordata; Mammalia; Artiodactyla; Cervidae.
AUGCCUCUAACCUCCCCACGGUUUGAUACUGAUGAAGGGGACCAGUGCUCGAGACUCUUGGAAUCAGUGAAAGAUAUUUCUAGUCACUUGGAUGUCACAGCCUUAUGUCACAAAAUUUUCUUGCAUAUCCAUGGACUUGUCUCCGCCAACCGCUACUCCUUAUUCCUCGUCAGUGAGGACAGCUCCAACGACAAGUUUCUUAUCAGCCGCCUCUUUGAUGUUGCAGGAGGUUCAACACUGGAAGAAGCUUCGAAUAACUGUAUCUGCUUAGAGUGGAACAAAGGCAUCGUGGGACACGUGGCCGCUCUUGGCGAGCCCUUGAACAUCAAGAACGCCUAUGAGAAAAGAAAGAAGAAAAACUCAUUGCUCCUUUCUCCCUUUCACUGCAACAGUGCCUUCCCAGCUCAAGCACCAAACAUCUUGCAGGUCUUCAUAGAACUGUUCAACUUCAGCUUCUUCAGCAGUACUGGUCAGGGCAUAGCCUUGGAUUGCUGUGAUAUUGAAUGGUUUGCCUUGGACAUGAACAGAAAUCCUUCUGUCGUUUUGAGACUGCAUCCAAGUACUGCAUUUCAGACUCUCUUGUGGACUAUGAUGGCUGCUCCAUUUCUUCUGAGGGAUUCUUGCCCACAGUAG